Messenger RNA from Coregonus sp. 'balchen', 898 nucleotides. Lineage: Eukaryota; Metazoa; Chordata; Actinopteri; Salmoniformes; Salmonidae. The record is from the annotation of a GenBank genome assembly.
AUGGACUCUCAAUCCCACAACAAUUCUGCUUACAAUGUAAUACCGACGCCAACCACCAGAGGGCAGGCAAGUCACAGAAAUGAGUCUAUAAGACAACAGACACACAGCGCAUUAUCAGACAGAUCCAGGAGGGAGAGAGAAGAGCACACGCCUUGGAGAAAAUCAACAGCCAGAGAGCUCAAGGCUGGACCUGGGCACCAUCCAUCAAUCAUCCCGUUAAACAAGUGUCAUAACACUAACACUGAGAGUAGAGUGUGUAUUCAGAGACCCACUACCUCUAUACUAAACGCUCUCCUCGUCACCAAUGAUGUGCAAGGAAUAAAUAGCAAAUGUUUGAUGUAAUUAACUAAUCAGUGUAGCCGAAUAUAGACAUAUCUAUGGCAGAUGAUUUCCAAAUCAAUGCAAACAACUUCAUAUGUGGUGUAAUUUAUCAUAGAUCAUCGAUUGAAAGUAAAGCUAGUGAAUGCGUGUAACAAGCACACGUUAUACUGCAAUUAAAUGUACUCUGAUCUGUAUAUGUUGACAUUCUUCCGAACAGUUUGUUGCAGUUAUUUUCUUACGGACCGAGAUUCAUUAUGGUGGUAUUUUCUUGUAUUUUCAGUGGUAUUUUGAAAAUGGAUGUUACUCCCUAAUGAUGUUUUUCUCUCUCCCAGACUUGAGAGGUGAGCAACUGCAGCAUAGAGGACAGGGAGAUGAAAGAGAGUUAUAGGACCCUGUUGAGAAUGUUCCUCUUAGAGAUGACCUUCCAAAUGAGAGAGAGGAGAAAAGGAGAGGGAGAGUAGAGGAGAGGGAGGUCACUGCUGAGAGCGGAGUUAACAGGCUUUCAGAGGAGGUUGAGACACUUCAGGAAAUAGCAGACAUUCUGCUCAUGCUGAAGCAGAGGAUAGAAGAUGAGUGA